This is a messenger RNA of Sciurus carolinensis (gray squirrel), 3618 nucleotides long. RefSeq names its product thymidine kinase 2 (gene Tk2). The coding region runs from base 793 to 1353 and encodes 186 amino acids. The transcript has 9 exons. NCBI's taxonomy places the organism in Eukaryota, Metazoa, Chordata, Mammalia, Rodentia, Sciuridae. The record is from RefSeq and is a predicted model, not a curated record. Gene Ontology annotation, biological process: nucleobase-containing compound metabolic process. Gene Ontology annotation, molecular function: deoxynucleoside kinase activity; ATP binding. Gene Ontology annotation, cellular component: mitochondrion; cytoplasm.
AAGUCCUUUUCCCAGGCGCGGGACUUCCCCGGGCCCCAGCGAGGGGCGGGGGCGGUCAUUAGCCGCCAGCUGGUCGCGAGCCGGCGGCGCGCGGGUGGGGCCGCGGCGCGUGGGCGCGUCCCUGGUUCCGGGAUGGGGAGUGGGGCUCUGAAGAGCCCGGAGGACGCCAGCCCGGGGAGCGGGGGCGCCCUGAACCUCCGAGCCCCGGCUGGGACCCUCGGCCCGUUUCCUGGGGCGGUUUUUUCAGCCUCGGGGAGCCGCCUGACGCCGGCCUUCGGCCUACGCAGGCGCUCGCGGGUGGCCUGUGGAGUUAGGCUCCCGGCGCCCUCCACCCUCGCCGGCAGCGGCGACCCUCCCCUUCCGAAAUGGGAGCCCCCUUUAGGGCCAGCUGUAGCGUCGCCGGCCUCGGGCUGUUGAGAGGCGACCUCAGCACCACCUGUGGGGUGGAUGGGUGCAACGGCCCCAUACCCCAGGCCCGAGCCUGCUCUUCCCCAGUGCCGAGUCAGGGCGCUCUGCGUUUUCGUUUGCUGACACCGAUCAGUGAGGACCCCAAAUGUAAAAUGAGUGGAAAAAUGGAAAGUGUAAUAUACUAAGUGAAAGAACCUGGGCAUACUUGGGGCCCGGAUGUGCUGACAGGACCCAGGCAGCUGCUGCAGUGUCGCACAUAGAUCUGUGUGGAGGGCAAUAUUGCAAGUGGGAAGACAACAUGCCUGGAGUUCUUCUCCAACACGACAGACAUCGAGGUACGGCAUCCAAAUGGGGUUCCAAGGAGCGUGAAAAGCCUUGGUGUUAAUGGAGCCUGUGCCCAAGUGGAGAAAUGUCCGUGGCCAUAAUCCCCUGGGUCUGAUGUACCAUGAUGCCUGUCGAUGGGGUCUCACACUGCAGACAUAUGUGCAGCUCACCAUGUUGGACCAGCACACUCGUCCUCAGACCUCACCUCUACGACUGAUGGAGAGGUCGCUUCACAGCGCAAGAUACAUUUUUGUGGAAAACCUGUAUAGAAGUGGGAAGAUGCCUGAAGUGGACUACGUGAUUCUCUCUGAAUGGUUUGACUGGAUCGUGAGGAAUAUUGAUGUGUCCAUUGACCUAAUAGUUUAUCUCCGGACCACUCCUGAGACCUGUUAUGAGAGAUUAAAGAGGAGGUGCAGGCAAGAGGAGAAGGUCAUUCCGCUGGAAUACCUGAGUGCUCUUCACCAGCUCUAUGAGGAGUGGCUCAUCACGGGAAGCCUUUUCCCUGCCGCAGCCCCUGUUCUGGUGAUUGAGGCUGACCACAACAUGGAGAAAAUGCUAGAACUCUUCGAACAAAACCGGGCCCGAAUAUUAACUCCAGAGAAUUGGAAGCAUGGCCCAUAGGUGGAAACAUCUGUAGGACCAUGUCAGGAAAAACUCUUUUAGUGGCCAAGUUAGCUGUUAGGAGCAAUUUGGAAAAAUCUACUCUCAGGAGGGCCUUUUUUCUGGCCAGAUUUAUUUUCCUAAUGAUCUUUUCUCCUUGGCCAGUGUCUUCAUUGUGGGUAAAUGACAAGUGGGACCAAUGGUUUGUUUUUGUAGCUUCCCAUCCCCCCGAAGCCCUCAGGACAGCACUUGCUGUGUGCUAGGUCAUGCUGGCCUCUGUACAUUCAGACCACCGGGAGAGUGAAGUAGCAGCUUUACAAAUCCAACCAUGGAAUUUGAAGCCGAGAGGUUAAGGGACUCACUAGGAUCAUGCAGCCCAUGUGCAGAAGAGCUGGUAUUAUUUAGACUUUUAGCCCAGGCCAUCUUGUCCUAAGACCUGUUCCGCCAGAGUCUGCCUUUCUUUGCCACAGACUCUUACAUCUUUGUGGGGAGAGCUGGCAGUGAGUGGAGUGACCUUAUCUUGUAAUUGAUCAGUUCUCAAGGACAGUCAGCAGUUCUAGACCUUACAGCAUUGCAUUUUUUGGCUUGAGUACAGUGUUUAGUGGUUUCCCAGCAUGAGACUGUGGCCCCUCAAUUGCCCUGUCAUCUGGACUUUCCAUGACCGCAGAAGAAGCACGUGUCAUCUCAUGAUCAAUGCCCACUCUCCUCUCUGAACUGCUGCCAAUUCCACUUAGGGAAACAGCAUUAGGGACCUGGCCACUUUGCCCUGUCCCAAGCUGGCUGGGGACAGCCAGCCCUGGCUUCAAGGCUCCAUCACUCCCUCUUUUCCUUGUUGCCUUGGGAAUUAUUGAGCAUUUGUGGCCCAGGGAGAGAGACAUAAGUGGCCUUAAAUCUUUUUGAAAUGUUUUUCCACCCAAGGGGACACCUUGGGUCAUAGAGCAUGAAACCAUCUUCAUUGGUUCAGAAAAUAAUGUGGCAAUGCACUGAAGGCACAGCUGCCUCCAAACUGAACGGGAAGCAAGAGAAAGGAAGAACAUUCCCGUUGGGCCUAGUCUGGACAAGAAAGUCAGAAGGAAGGCUUUUGAAACAUUGUUGCUCCUGACAUUUGGGAGGUGGUCAGAGAGCUUCAGGAGACUGGGUGCAAACACAGGAAGGAUUAUUGGGAACUCCAGAGAAAUGCCCAGCUGAUGGCCUGGGCCCCACCCCUCAGGACGGACAUCUGUGCAUGUACGCUCAGCCUCUCAAUAGGUGCCAGGUACUCCUGCUGGUCCACGCACAGAGAGUGCUAAGAGGCAAGGAUGCCAGUUUCUGACCCUGUUUGGACCAAUUCUUGGGUUGUGUCAGCAGAUAAAGGACAGCACCCAAGGGGACUGUGUCCAUUGGCUCCUGUGGUCCAAAUGCUGGUGAUUGACCAGAAAACUGGAGAAGGCAGGAUCCUCAGCUACCAGGAAUCCUGACAUGCUGGGGCUGUCUUUGGGAAUUUGUAAAUGAAGAGUCCAGGAUUUUUCCCUCAGCUCAAUUUGAGCACCUAUUUUUGGAAGAAAUGUGAUUUUUUUUCUUGCUUUAUGGUAGCCAAUAAAUCCUUCACUUAGAUCCUGAUCUUAGUCUUCAGGUGCUUCCUAUGCCAGCAACUUUACCUCCCUGCAGCGUCCUUUUGCCAGUAGAAUAAUGUCUUUAUUUUGUAAACAUUGUUUCCUAAUGACGUGGUAUCAUGCAUGGGUCCAAAAAGAUCCCACUGUCUUCCCACCUGGGUGCCUUGGAGAGGAAGCAGUGUAAUCACUAGAGGAUGCAGCUGGUUGCAGAAACCUCCCAGUCUUGAGAUCUCACCUUAAGUGAAUGGAGCCAGCUUGCACAAGAGCUGCUGUCCCCUGUGGCAUGCAGGGAUCACAGAGCAACUAUAAACACCACCAUGAGCUAGGGCCAGAAAAGAGCAGAUGGCUUAUGGCAUGAGGGGGCCUAUUUCUUAGACCUAGGGGGCCCUCCCUAGAGCCUUCCAGGAAUAGCUCAAAGGACCAUGGCAAGGGCUGUCGUCCCUGAAGAGCCAGAGUAAACCAGGACAAUGACAUUGCAGACCUGCUAGGGUCACCCUGUUCUUACUCAGGCUGGGGAUCCCUGGGGUGUAAAGUCGUAUACUCAGAACUGCCUCAGGUGCUCCAACUCUUGUGAAUAUUUACUUAAAUUCUUGAACAGCAUGUACAUUUUCUUCCAGUUGCAUUUUUAGUGAAAUAAUUCCAAUUUACAUUUAAGCUUUUUCGUCUUAGUGUACAGUAUAGAUUAGAACCAUUA